Molecule: messenger RNA, 2885 nt
Organism: Delphinapterus leucas (beluga whale)
Lineage: Eukaryota; Metazoa; Chordata; Mammalia; Artiodactyla; Monodontidae
Gene: KCNRG
Product: potassium channel regulator
Biological process (GO): protein homooligomerization; negative regulation of delayed rectifier potassium channel activity
Cellular component (GO): endoplasmic reticulum
Molecular function (GO): protein binding
Source: RefSeq, a predicted model, not a curated record
AUGUAAACAAAAACUGGCAUUACCUUAUGCGAAGUUUACGUUUUAAGGAGGGUGGAGAUUUAUUUCAGCUUGCCUUUUAUCUGCUUAGGUUUUGUAAAUUUAUCACCAGAGGAGUUUGGAGGUAAACUACAAAACUUAGGUGACUGCAAGCAAAGGCAUGGGUAAAAACAAACACAUUGCAAGAGCAGGAAAUGGAAAAGCUGCCUUUUUACUGGCAGCUAAGUGUUGUUCCAAAGUAUCAUGGCAACUGUACAACCAAUCAAUUCACUUAUUUAAAGAAUUUUUUAAGAGUAGUAAGACUAAUUUAACGAUAGAUGAAACAAUCUAUCAGCUAUUAUAAAGUACAAAAUAAUCAGCUAAACACUAAGGCUGUCCUAUCUGCUCACAUGAGAUAAAGAUGCCCUGUCUCCCACAGAACAAAAAUAAUUUUUUCACCUUGUUUAGAAUUCAGAUGAAAACAAGAAGUGACUUUAUCUUAGAACUGCUUUCAGUCAACCUUAUUUCUGUCAUGGGACAAGACAUUCCUUGACAGUCCAGAGGGUCUUUACCCCAGUCCAUUAAUUUGGUUGAGAGGAGGUAAUACAAGCAGGGACAGGAAAAGAAGGUGGCAACUAAAUUUCAAGUACAGAAGAAUCAUUCUAGUUAUGAGAAGAGUAGUCAAGCUGCUAGUUGAGGUAAUGACUGCCUUAUCCCCAACUGACAAUCCAAGAUUAGCCACUAAAUUGCUAAAGGGAUAUAAAAAAUUAAGACAAUGUUUAUAAAUAUUACCUCUGCCAUGAGGACUCAUAGUAGAUAAGAGUUUUGGAGAGGGGGAAUGCUUUUCUGCUCCCAGUGUAUUUUAUAGAUUUACAAGAGGUUUUUAUGAAGGUUCUUUUUUUUUUUUUAAUGAGAUAUAGUAAAGGGAUCUAUUUGACACAUGUCCUCAGACAUAUUGGCAGUUUUCCUUAAACUAUGGAGUUCCUCAUCUGUUAUUUUUUCAUUCUGUAUACUGUACGUUCCCAGGCAACUCUCAAAUUUGUAAACACAGCUAUGGACACACUAUUUGCUUUAACAGUAGUUACCUGGAAAUCGAGGUCUCUGUUUUUGUUACAUUCCCCUCCCCUACAUUUCUUAAUCAUAUGUAACGUUUGUGGUCACAGGUUGAUUUUCAAGUUCCUAAGUCUGUGCCUGAUGGUGUGUAGCCUCUAGUGUGAAGCAAGAGGAAAAUGAGUAGUCAGGAACUGGUCACUUUGAACGUGGGAGGGAAGAUAUUCACCACAAGGUCUUCAACCUUAAAGCAGUUUCCUGCCUCUCGGUUGACACGUAUGUUAGAUGGCAGAGACCAAGAAUUCAAGAUGGUUGGUGGCCAGAUUUUUGUGGACAGAGAUGGUGUUUUAUUUAGUUUUGUCUUAGAUUUUUUGAGAACUCACCAGCUUUUAUUACCCACUGACUUUUCAGACUAUCUCAGGCUUCAGAGGGAGGCUGUAUUCUAUGAACUUGAUCCUCUGGUGGAUCUCUUAAACCAAGAACACCUGCUACAGCCAAGACCUGCUCUUGUGGAGGUACAUUUCCUAAGCCGAAACACUCAAGCUUUUUUUAGGGUGUUUGGCUCUUGCAGCAAAACAAUCGAGAUGUUAACUGGGAGAAUUACAGUGUUUAUAGAGCAACCUUCAGCACCGACCUGGAGUAGUAACUCCUUCCCUCCUCAGAUGACCUUACUUCCACUGCCUCCACAAAGACCUUCUUACCAUGACCUGGUUUUCCAGUGCGGCUCUGACAGCACGACUGAUAACCAGACUGGAAUCAGGUAUGUUUCUAUAAAACCUGAUAACCGAAAACUGGCCAACGGAACUAAUGUCCUCGGCUUACUGAUUGACACUUUAUUAAUGGAAGGCUUCCAUCUGGUCAGCACCAGAACAGUAUCCUCUGAAGACAAAACUGAAUGCUAUAGCUUUGAAAGGAUAAAAAAGCCUGAAGCUCUUAUCAUGAACAAAACACUGAAACCAGAGACUACCCUCAUGCCAGAGCAAUCUCAGAAAAAGAAAUGAGGUUCUCUGUUCUCUUUUAGAGUAAAAAGAAAUUGCCAUUUUCUGGUUUGGAAAUUCCAUAUUUAGGGCAUAUAUGUUAGUCAAAUAUGUACUCACCCUAACUUUCUGGCCUUCUACCAUGCCAUCUUUGGGCAACCACAGCUUAACAGUGCUUAAGACACACUGACUACGUGCUGCUCUCUAAACAACACUGUGCACUUGGUGCUUUGGUGCACAUUCCUUCUACCUUCAAUGCCUCUUUCCCUUUCUCUUCUUCAUGAACACUUACAAAGCGUUCAAGAAUGGACUAUGGAAUCAGACUGCUUGAUUUCUAAUCCCAACUAAGUCACUUACUAGCUAUAUGGCUAGGGCAAGUCAUUUAACCUCUCUCUGCCUCAACUUUUUCAUCUAUCAAAUGAGGAUAAUAAAUAUAUCUCCCUUAUAGGAUAUAUGAGGAUUAAAGGAGAUAAUGUAAAGCAUUCAACACACUGCCUGGCGCAUGGUAGGCACUCAGUAACUAUCAGUGAUGAUAAUGAUGAAGAAGAUGGGUAACCCACUUUCAACUGUACCUCUUCUGUAAGGCCUUGUUUUCCUCCUUUCCUAGGCAUAGUAAUCAGCCCUUUCCUCUAUCUAGACUUACAUGCCAUCAUAAAAACAAAUUUUUCUCACUUGAAUGUGAGCUCGAUCCACUCAACAGUUUUAACUCUACUAUGUGUAAAGCACUGUGCUGAACACUUGUUGAGAAAUACCUUUGUUACCAAUUAGCACCUACUCUGGUAAAAAGCUUUUUGCAUAUAACUUCUACUAACAUUUAAAAUACACAUAUUACUUUUUAAAAAAUAUUUAUUUAUUUGGCUGCAUCGGGUCUUAGUUGCAGCA